AUGAACGACGAUACAACUUUACUGGAGCAAAUUCGCGUUCAAAAGCGUAAUGAACUGAAAUGGGAUCAAAAAACUCACCGUAAGAAAGAGCUCGAUCGAAACCGGGCUGGUUUGGGAGAGCUGCACCAUUCGUUCGCAGCAAUAGAGCCAAUUUCCGAGCAGGAAAUAAAAGGACUCGCCGGCCGAAUCAAACGCAGGAAACGUUGUGAUCCGUUGGAUCUAGUGCGGCUUAGCUACGGUUUUCAGCAAAGCCGAGAAAAUAUUUCCCAUUUCAUUCGUAUCACCGGUGCGAUUAAUGUAAUCGUUAAGGAACUAACGGGGCACGAUUAUAAUCUGCAGCUUCUGGCCGCGGAAUGUCUCUGCAAUCUGUCACUGGGGGAUGAGGUAUGUUGCGAAAAGAUUGCCAACUUCGCCGGCACAUACCUUAUUGCCGUCAGCGAAAACCCCAAUUGUCGACCAUUACAACAAACGUGCCUGUGGACGAUUCAGAAUAUAGUCGGUUCCAGUCCUAAGGGAAGUGAGGUGCUUUUUUCCCAAGGACUGGUCGAGGUUUUGAUUCGUUUGCUGUCGGCAGUUACCAUCGAUGAAGCCGCCGAAGACAUCAUGUUAACACUGGAACUCGCUCUCAACUAUGAAACAGAAUCGAAACCUACCACGCUCACGCAAAUCGCACAAUGCUUUGUUGGGAAGGAGCUUCAGCCAAGUAGCCUUCGUUUGCUCUACAAAUGUUAUAGCGUAAUGGCAACCGAAUCAUUACUGCACGCCUCCUCCGGCCACAUAAUUCGACAAUGCUUGAAUUUUUUGUCAACCGUUACGAGACCUCAUAUUCGAUCGCAGGCAGCUCCGAUUCUUCUGUGCAUACGCAUUCUUGCCCAUCACGUUGUGGCAAGUUCCAACUAUAUCGAUGUAAUACUUCGAUAUCUGUUACAGAUUAACUCGUUAAAAUUCUCGGUGCUCUUUAACGAAUGCGCAGCGGAAGGCAUGAUACCAAUUUGCAAAGAAUUUCUGUGGUUUCUUGGGCAGCUUCACUGCCAUGGUGGAAAUGACGAAUUAGAACUGUUUAAAUCGUAUCUCAUGUUCGACAAUUUCGUAGAACAGUUGUCCGUUCCGGAAGCACUACUGUAA
This is a messenger RNA of Anopheles nili, 1125 nucleotides long. RefSeq lists its product as uncharacterized. The record is from RefSeq and is a predicted model, not a curated record. The coding region runs from base 1 to 1125 and encodes 374 amino acids. Lineage: Eukaryota; Metazoa; Arthropoda; Insecta; Diptera; Culicidae. The transcript is spliced from 2 exons.